AUGUCCCUCGCACAGAAGACCCGGGGACAGCUCACUCAGAACGCUACGGAGGAGCAGAAGUCUCCCACCGCAGAACAGACGCUGAAAGAUUUUGUUGCGGAGGAUCCAGACUCUCGUUACACGUUCGACAGUGAACGCGGCGCACCAAAAUCUGAGAUUUUCCGAGAAGGGAAGGAGAAGGGUCGGAAAUGCAUCAUGGUGCAAAUGCACUCAACACGGAUGUUCCAGGCAAUGCAGGAUCAAGAUUUCUUUUGCGCCUUGCCCAUGGACCCUUCGCGGACGCACAUCGAAUGCACCCGGUUGCCCAAGAAUUGA
Epithele typhae is the source of this 315-nucleotide messenger RNA. RefSeq lists its product as uncharacterized. The transcript has 4 exons. NCBI's taxonomy places the organism in Eukaryota, Fungi, Basidiomycota, Agaricomycetes, Polyporales, Epitheliaceae. The record is from RefSeq and is a predicted model, not a curated record. Bases 1 to 315 code for a protein of 104 amino acids.